UUGUGUUAUUUGGCUAAAUAUAUUUUACUAAGAAUCCGGUGUUUUGGCAUGUGAAAUGCACUAUUGUCAACUAAUAAUUCAGAACAUGCGACCUAUUUGUUCAUUUGCUAUUUUGCUUACCUGUAAAAUACAGAUUCGAAGCAGCUGGCCACUGACGGCAACUUCUUCUUCUUCUUCUUGUUUUAUUAAUAAGCUGACGAGAAAUGUCUUGGUACAAGUGAAAUCCCAUCUGCAGCUAUUGGGUUAUCUUGCACGGUUUGUUUGGCCAAAAGUUCAUUCACCUUUGUUCUUGAGAAAUGAGCGGUUUGCUUGGUGGAAUGGAAUAUAAUUUGGCAGAGAAAAUGUUUAAUGGGACAAAUGUGAUUGAUUCAUUCCUUUUACCUCUUUUGUAAAAUCUAAAGUUGACGAUCUCUUUAGUAGUAAUAGUUGAUUAACACUUAAAACUUAUUUAACGUGUAGAAUUUUAUACUUUUCAUUAAGUACUGGUUAUUAAUCAAUUUUUUUCUCCAAUAACUUAAAGUAUUGCAUGUCUUGUAUUUUUGGGUCCUAUGUUUGUAGGAGGAAGAAUUAUGCCUGCUCAUGUGAUUAAAAUGCAUUUGUUAUUUGUUUCGAGUAUCGUGAAGAAAAUGUAGAUUCAAGUCGACUUAAAAUCGAUUGAGUUUUUCGAUGGAUUGUAAGUUCGAAGAAGAUGAAUUUGUGUUUUCAUUGCACUGCCCAAAUAAAAUUAAUCCAAUAUUUUGCUACAUAUGACUUUACUUAUUGUUGGUAUUAUAAGUAUUCAUUUCAUGAACAUUCGGGCAAUUUAACUUCGUUUCUGUGUUACUAAUUAGCUAAUUUUCAUCACUAACCUAUUCGUUAAAUCUCAUUGAACAAGUAAUUUGGGGUUGGAUUUUGUCCGAACAUUUAAACAAUCUAUGAUUAUUAGGUAAUAGUUGAUUUCGGCCAUUAGUUACUCCCUCAUACAAGAUGCUUCACAUACGUGUUUUCUUCUUAUUUCUCGUCGAAUGUCUACGACAAAAACAAAAUAAUCGUGUAAUAACUUUUGUUAAGGACCAAUGGCACAUGAAAUUAUAAGUUCAAGGAUGAAAUGAGGGAAACGUCACACAAUCCCUCGUCGUUUUGUCCUUGGAUCUAUCGUUUCCUUCUACUCACUCGUGCCGUUUAAGAACGAGGGUUUUUCUAGUACUACAUCCCACACAGAAAGAAAGAAAGAAAGAAAAGGAAAAAAAGGAGCCGAGAAAACCGAGAGAGAUUCAUAAAGGAGAAAGGGCGGCCGAAUCCCAGCAAGUGGCCGCUUCAUCCUUUUGCGCCCUCCCGGCGCCGCCAUCGCCGCCGCCUCCUCUGCUGCUCCUCCGCCGGAUUUUCCGGUAGCCGAAAAAUCGGUAGAGAGAGGGAGAAUCUGGAGAAGAAAUUGACUGUUAAAGAGCGCAAACAAAAAACUGCUGCGGAGGGAAAUCUGUGUUCCGCCGCCGUCCGGAGCGACUGUUCACCGUCUUUCACUCAUUUCUAAGUGAAGAAACCGGUCUCGGUCGUCGGCAAAGGGAGAAAUCGCGUGACGCUACGUUCGCCGCCGUCCUUAACUGCUAUCCGGUAGUAACAAGAGCAGUAUUGCCGAUUUCUCCGUCAGUUCGUGGUUCAUUUCUUCCGUCAUCGUCUUCUCCGAACGCUCAGAAUCUCGGUAUAGGCUUCUACCUAACGCUAUCUUUUCUCCGAUCGAUUUAUGGCUUCUUUUUGCCUGCGUGAGUGAGUGGACUACUGAGAGAGUGAAAUCGGAAGGAUGAGAAAUUUGAAACGAACAUUUUUUUUUUUGCAGGAUUCAGCAGCUAUGGAUUCAUCGCCGCGGCAGCAAUGCAGCAAACAAGAAGAUGAAAGGCCUGUGGCAGGUGGAGUCGGAUCUGAUUCCAUCUCAGGUUUAACCAACAAUGGCAGGAAAAUCUCUCGUCACGAUGUCAAGAUGGUUCAGAAUUUGAUAGAGAGGUGCCUGCAACUGUAUAUGAAUAAGAACGAUGUGGUGAAUACACUCUUGGAGCAGGCUAGAAUCGAGCCUGGGUUUACAAGCCUAGUAUGGCAGAAGCUGGAACAAGAAAAUGUGGAAUUUUUCAAGGCUUACAACGUGAGGCUGACCCUGAAAGAACAAAUUGAUCGGUUCAACCAGUUACUCAUGCGACAAUGCCAGCUAAUGCACUAUCCUGCUUCUCAGGAUUUUCCAUCUCAUCAGAAUGGGGAUGCCCAAGUGCCUGUUACUGGGUUGCCCGCAGAACCUAGCAUCUUGCAGCAGCAGUCUGGGAUUUCAUCAAUGAGUCAUCCCCAGAUGCAUCAAGUGAGCAGUCUGUCUGACUGCCCAGUGGUGAACGGUUUCCCUGCUUCAGGAAGUUUCCACCAAUUGCACCUGAAUGCCAGUAGAGAGAUGAUAAUGGAUGGAAAUACAACAGUGACAGCAAUUCCCCUCAAUCAGUCAUUGGAGUCCGAGGUGGGCGGAGUUCCUGCAUCCAAUGGCCGAUUCUCUCUCGGCUCAGUUGAGAUGGCUGGAUUCUCAAAUCUGGAUUAUUUGCCACCAAACGCGUCAUUCAAUAUGAUGCCUCCUCAUUUGCAAGAUGGUGCUGAAGGCGGUUGUGAUUAUCGCGGGAUGCCUGUCCAUUCGUUCCCACAUAUUCCCUGGAACUUGAGCUUCCCAGAUCUGGGCGCGGACUUGGCAAGUAUUGGAGAUCACGGUCAAAUGGAGAACUACUCGGGCUCAGACAUACUACUCGAUUCAGCAGACGAAGAGAAUGACAUGGUUAAGGAGUUCUUCGUGGAUUCUGUUCCUCCCUCGAGCCCUCAAAUUGAAGAGAAACCUGACGUCGGGGCUCUAUAGAAUGCAGUAGUGUUAACAGUAGGCAGCAGCAGCAGGCAGUGUGAAGUUAGCCUUACUCUACUCGCACAAUUUUUUUGAAUGGGCAGCCUCAUCAGACCAGCUCUAUAGAAUGGCUGCUAUAGUAUCGGGUAGUUCUCUACUCUUGUUUACAUCCUUCCCACCGGAAGCUAAGGUGGGUUUCCGAAGCCCAUUUAUUGGGCUUCCUAUAAACUGUAGGGCAUUUCCCUUUAAGGUAUUGGGUUUCUGGAGGCCCAAGUUAUUAUUAUGUAUUCACAAACCUUUGUGAAGAGAACCUCAGUUUGACAGAUGUGCAUUGGGCUCCGUAGCUCAUCUGAUCAUUCAAGCAUCAAGCAAAUUCUUGUGGCCCAUUGUUAAGAGUGAUCGAAUGAAGAUAAAAAAAAAAA
This is a messenger RNA of Linum trigynum, 3258 nucleotides long. The record is from the annotation of a GenBank genome assembly. NCBI's taxonomy places the organism in Eukaryota, Viridiplantae, Streptophyta, Magnoliopsida, Malpighiales, Linaceae.